UCUCCCUCCUCUCGCUCUCUUUCUCUCUUCCUCUCUCUCUGAUCUCUCCACCCUGUCCUCUCUCUGUCUCUCUCGCAUCCUCUCCCUCCUCUCUCUCUCUGUCUCUCUCUUCCUCUCUCUCUGAUCUCUCUUGCGGUCCGUUGCCGAACGCCGUACCCACGCACGCCCUCUCUCUCUCUCUGAAGCUCGGUUGAAGGUCAUUCACGACAGUGAGUUUUCAAGAUUGGCCAUGAAAUCUCUCUCUUGCCAUAGGUCGAUGAAAAGGAAAGAGAAUGAAAAAGGAGAGGAAGAAGAGAAAAUGUUUAUUCCAUGUUGGAAAAAGAGCAAAGCUGAGAUUCAAGAAGAAUUAAGAGGCGGAAGCUGCAGCGACAGCAGCUCAAAAGAUCCAAAGCUGGAUUUUGAUACAUUGACCAGAAUCGCUUCGUUGGAAAAUGCAAAGCACCAAUCCCUCAAAAUCUUCCUCAAAAACAAGACAAAUAAUAGAGAGAUACAAAUCUCUUGUGGGAAGAAGCCAUGCCUACCACUUCCAGAAUGGGGGUCUUGGAUUCAGGUCUACCUCAAGAUGGGCGGUGGGGAUCUUGUCUACCUAUGUAAUAAGACUCUCACAGCCAGCGAUGUGAUGCCGAACCUUUGCCGUUUGUUCCUGAAAACGAAGGAGGCGUUGAAGGUGCUCAUCCCAGCAAUGACAAAAUGUGAAGAAAAACGUCUGAUGGAUCCGAAAGAAAAGUUUAUAGUUAUAGCCGUUGAUCAGAUGGGCCGACAGUAUAAUAUAGAGCUCCAGUAUUGGUCUAGCGUCCACCAAUAUGUAUUCCAAAAAGGAUGGAAAAAGCUAGUGAUGGAAAAUGGAUUUGGAAACGAUACUAAUAUAAGAAUUUGGUUCUUCCGCUAUGGAAAAAAUAAGGAAUUGGGUUUCAUCGUCAUUCCCUCAUACUCUAUUCAACAACUCCAACCAUCUUCUCGUACAUCAACGGAUUCUACAAGUACAGUGGAAGAAGCACAUUGAAAGACUCUUAAGUCUUUUUUAUUUUAUUUUUUUCUAUUAUAACAUUCUUUGAUUUUUUUUUAUUCUUUUAAUCAAUGAAUAGAGGAUUUUUAUUUUUUUUAGUUAUUAUUAGUAUUAUUGUUGUUGUUAUUCUAAGAAUAGGAAACUUAAUUGUUUUACUUAAUUGUUGUUGUUAAUCAAUGAAUGCAAGUACACUCAAUAUGAUAAAUAUGAUCCAUUCAUUAGUGAUGGGCCACUUUGAUGUGCCCAACUCACAAAAGAGCCAACUUAUCAAUGACACACAUGUACAUACUGAAUUUAGAUACAAUGUUAUAUUCUCAUAACCGUCCUAAUAUACUCAACUUAUAAACUGAAAUUCCCUUAAUCUUCCAGUCUUGAGUUGAAUUAGGAUUGAAAUCAAUCGUGGGCCACAGAACAUUAACGGUUCUUAUCUUACUUUGAUACGCAUAUUGGUGGUGACUCCCACAACUUGUAUCUACAUGAUUUCAUGACUAUUGUAAGCCCCACUAUGAUGUUUAUAUGAAAUCUACCCUGCCCACCAAGUGCUUCACCACUUAUUAUGGUAAAGGCCCAAAACUCAACUCUAUACAUGAUUCAGGUUUACUAUCCACUAGGAAUGGUGAUCAGGGAAAGGCUUACCCUCCAAAUUGUUUCCCUUAUUGUGGCAUGCAUAAAUCAUAGAUGGGCCUGUAUUUCUGGAUCCGAACCUAAAUUUUGGUGUAUCAUCUAAUGGUUGGAGUGGAUUUCUUAUAAUCAUCACGGUAGGCCCAGUAAAAACCAGUGGUGGACAUCCUACAAAGUGUUUCUUUUGGUAGGGCCCACCUUAGGUAGAGGUCAGACUAUUUUUUGUCUCUUUGCUUAUCCUAAGAUGACACAUCUAAUCAUUAGAGAUGAUCUCGCAUACACAUAACAGUGGGUCCCAUCAAAACUGAAGGGUGGGCGUUUCCUGGAAAUUUGUGAAUAAUCUGUACUUUUACUUGAAACAAAUUUUAUGUGAAGGGGGGCAUUUUGAGGGAUGGAAUUACAAACAUGCUCUCCUUUAAUUGUUUUCUUUAGAAAGUAGUGAAUUUCAAGAU
Magnolia sinica is the source of this 2079-nucleotide messenger RNA. Its product is annotated as putative B3 domain-containing protein At3g49610. The transcript has 2 exons. Bases 230 to 1003 code for a protein of 257 amino acids. Gene Ontology annotation, molecular function: DNA binding. The record is from RefSeq and is a predicted model, not a curated record. NCBI's taxonomy places the organism in Eukaryota, Viridiplantae, Streptophyta, Magnoliopsida, Magnoliales, Magnoliaceae.